CCUCAUUCCCCAAAUGGACCCACCAGCCGCACUCGCCACCCCCCCUCAGGCAUCCUCCUCCUCCCCUUCCCCGCCGCCGUCCGCGUUCGUAAACCCAUUCGAAGCACUCGUAGCGGGGCAGACGAUCACCCAUGUACCGUCGUUCGAGCUCGAAUCGGGCCAUGUGCUCCGGGACGUACCGGUGGCGUACAAGACUUGGGGACGACUCAACGAGCACAAGGACAAUGUGAUGGUGUUAUGUCACGCCUUCACUGGGAGUGCGGAUGUCGAGGAUUGGUGGGGCCCGCUCUUAGGCCCGGGGAAGGCAUUUGACUACACCCGGUAUCUCGUCAUAUGCUUCAAUGUCAUGGGCAGUCCGUAUGGGAGUGCGAGUCCUGUGACGCGUAAUCCUGACACUGGGAGGUCAUAUGGACCUGAGUUCCCGUUGACCACCAUACGGGACGAUGUUCGACUUCACAAACUCGUACUCGAUUCCCUCGGCGUGCGCUCCAUCGCUGUCGUCAUCGGAGGCUCGAUGGGCGGGAUGGCCACGCUCGAAUGGACGCUCUGCACGCCUCCCAGCUACGUCCGUCACAUCAUCCCCAUUGCCACUUCAGCGCGACACAGCGCGUGGUGUAUUUCCUGGGGGGAAGCACAGCGGCAGUCGAUCUACUCCGACCCUUCCUACGCAGACGGGUAUUACACGCCUGACGACCGGCCUGAGACGGGACUCGCGGCUGCGCGCAUGGCUGCUCUGCUCACGUAUAGGAGUCGGGAUAGCUUCGAGAGCCGAUUUGGGCGUCGAGCGCAGGGGGGUGGGAAGGCAGUUGUCGGUCUCGCUACCCCUCCUGAGAGCCCGAGGGAAACGGGCCCAGAAACGCACCUCGCAGUGCAUAACGAUGGGCAUAAGGGCUCACGGCGUGCUCAAACUCCUGGGGCCGUAGCGGAGAGAGCGGUGGAGAUGAUCAGCGCUGCCGACGUAGAGCGGAGUAUUGCGAUCCGGCCUGCGCCGCAGAUCUUUUCUGCCCAAGGAUACCUGCGCUAUCAAGGAGAGAAGUUCACGAGCCGGUUCGACGCCAACUGCUAUAUCCAUAUCACGCGCAAGAUGGACACGCACGAUAUCGCUCGCGGGCGGACGGACCUGGCAGACGAGAGCGCUGCUCUUGCCCAAGUGCUGAAGACGCUCCCUCCUCGCACUCUGGUAAUUGGCGUGGAGAGCGACGGGCUGUUCACACCCUACGAACAGCGGGAAAUCGCGGCUCAUAUACGGGAUUCGGAGCUGGUGAUCAUCCGCAGUCCGGAUGGGCACGACGGGUUCCUGCUCGAGUUUGAGCAGCUUAAUACGCACAUCCUCAGAUUCUUGAAGAGGGAGCUGAAGGAGGUGUACGAAGCUGAACCGACGUAUUCAGGGGAGGAGAGAGCGGGGUUUGGGAUUGAGAAGAGCAGCUUGUUUGGAGAGGCUGAGGCGGACGUUGCGAGGUGGUGACAGGUACGGCGGGUGAGAGAUUGAGAUGUAGGAUGCGGGUUGAGUGUACUGGUAAAAGGCUUGACGCAGGAUACCCGG
Messenger RNA from Dacryopinax primogenitus, 1543 nucleotides. Its product is annotated as homoserine O-acetyltransferase. The coding region runs from base 14 to 1465 and encodes 483 amino acids. Gene Ontology annotation, molecular function: homoserine O-acetyltransferase activity. The transcript has 3 exons. Gene Ontology annotation, biological process: L-homoserine metabolic process. The record is from RefSeq and is a predicted model, not a curated record. Lineage: Eukaryota; Fungi; Basidiomycota; Dacrymycetes; Dacrymycetales; Dacrymycetaceae.